Molecule: messenger RNA, 3250 nt
Organism: Atta colombica
Lineage: Eukaryota; Metazoa; Arthropoda; Insecta; Hymenoptera; Formicidae
Exons: 6
Coding region: 94-2946 (950 amino acids)
Biological process (GO): regulation of DNA-templated transcription
Molecular function (GO): RNA polymerase II cis-regulatory region sequence-specific DNA binding; DNA-binding transcription factor activity, RNA polymerase II-specific
Source: RefSeq, a predicted model, not a curated record
AAUUUUUUUUGUCCCGAAAUAUGAAUACUGGAAAAGGCAAAAUGAAAAUCGGAAUGAGGAAGUUCCCUUAAUUGCAGAAGUGUGUAUCACAAAAUGCUGAAAACAUUCAAGUGCCUCCAAUGCAAUUCAACCUUCGAUCGUGCUUCACAAUUGGAUUAUCAUCAUCGAAGUUUACAUCUAGGAGAAAGAUCCCAAAUAUGCCAGAUAUGUGAAAAAGGUUUCUUUCGGAAAGCAGAUUUGCGCACCCAUUUAAACAUUCAUUUAGGAACAAAUUUUUAUAUUUGUGAGAUUUGUGGGAGGAAGUUUAGUCAUAUAUCGAAUCUUAUAAGACACUGUAGAAUGCAUACAGGAAUUAAACCGUAUUCAUGUUCAAUUUGUGAUAAAAAUUUCACACAAAUGUCUUCAUUAGCAAGGCACAUACAAAUGAUACAUGGAAUACCAAAGGAAGUUGUGCAGCAGUAUUAUAAUUCUAGUCUUAUCAGCGAUAAACCACAAAUCAACAAUCGUGGAUUGAAAGAAAACAAGACAAUAGAUAAUAAUAUAAAAAAUAGAAUUCAUGAAACUUAUAUGAAGCCAAAAUAUAUUAGCCAGAAUAUUACUAGAGAUUUGGAUGCAAAACACAACAUUGAUAUGGGCAGCAAAGCACGUUUAUUCGAGACUAUUAUUUAUGUCACGUCUAAGCAGUUUGGUGAAAGUAAUUUAGCCGAAAAUGAGAGUACAAAUCGAUUAUUGCAAGAUCAUUUUGUCAAGAUUGAGGAAAGACUUGGAUCUACUAACUUAUCGAUGAAUAAUACUAUUUCAAAUUCUUCUCAAGAUAUAGUUAAUAAUUAUAAUUAUAAUUAUAAUUAUGAACAAAUACCAUUUAAAGAUAGUAUAACUUAUUUACAACAAUUAGAUAAGAACAAUUUUACCAUACUAUCUCAAGGUAGAGAAUCUAAUACUGAAUCAGAAAUUCAAAAUAAUGAAUAUAUUGUAAGAUCAAGUGAUUCAGAUAUAUGUAUAUCCCGAGGAACUUAUAAAGAAUCUUCUGUAAAUAAUAUAAAAAAUUCAUUAAAUAUAGAAACAAAUUUUCCUAUUUAUAAUUCCAAUGAAGUUUUGACAGACCAAAAAUUUCUGCACAAACAAAUAAACAAAGGAAUUAUUAGUGAAAAUAAAAAAUAUAAUAAACCAUUAAGUGAUGAUGACAAUCAAUUAUAUAUAGAACUCUCUAAUUCAGAAAUGUUAAAAUUUGAUGAGCCUAGAUACUGUAAUAAUAUCAGCUUAACCAGUCUUAAUCAUUCCAUGAAGUCCUAUCAUUCUGAAAACAAUGUUGCUAAUGAAAUAAUAUAUACUUCCAAAUCCUCUAUGCAGAAUCAGGAAGGUUUGUCAUGCAAUGAGGAAAAUUUAGAAAAUAUUAAUAAUGCCAAUAAUACCAUAUUAAACAAUGAAGAACCAAUGUUGCAUUUAGUACAAACCGAGACUGGUGAGCAAUUUUAUGAAUUUAUAAUAAGCAACUUGGUAGAAAAAAUGCAGGAUGCUUCGUGCACAAAAGAUGCGGAAGUUACAAUAGGAUAUCCUUCAAAUAUUUGUAGAGAUAGUCAAAAAAUCAAUUCAAAUCUAAAAGGAAAUGAGAAGAUCGAUCAAAUAGAGCAUCAACAAGCUCUAGAUGAUCUUGUUGAUAUAAAUAACGAAUUUAAUUGUACACAAUUUGAUUUUUAUAGAGAGGAAAAAAAUUAUGCUAUUUUAAGCCAUGAGGUAUCUGAAUAUUUCAAACAAAAUUCAAAAGAAAAUGAAUGUGUAAGUAAUAUGCAAAAGAAAAAUCAAAUCCAUAAUUCUGGGAACUUGGAAUUACUGGAAAACGAAACACAUGUAGAUUUUGAUAAAUACAUCGAAAUUAAUCUUGAAGCAUUUGAAAGACUAAAUUAUGAAAAUUGUAAUGAAAAAUUUUUGGAAUUUGUGGAGGUUGCUGAUAUUGGCAUAGAAUCCUCAGGAUACAAAGAACUUUCGAUGGUACGUUUGAUUCAAAAUGAUGGUGAACAGCUGUUAGAACUAUUGCAAGAUUCUCAGGCUGAGCAAGAAGCAAAUCAAGAUUUUAUACAAGCUAAUAAUUUUAAAGACUGUUCAAACAUUUUGCAAAAUAGUAAUAAAAGAAUUGAUUGUCCUAAAAGUAAAUCAGAUUUCUUCGCAUGUGUCGAGAAUAAUAUUCUUGAUACUCCAUUAUCCUUGAUACAAGAAGAAAAUAUGAAUAAUAACCGAGGCAUAAAGAAUAUUAAAGAAUAUACAGACAGUAGCAACCAUAUGCUUACAGAUGUAACUACUACUAAAAGUGCAAGUACUAAAAAUAUUAGAACAUCAGAAGAAUUGAAAAAAUCAAAAAUAAUUUCAAGAAAGUUCCAAUGCUUAGUAUGCAAAAAGGCAUUUUCAACAACAUAUAAUUAUAAACAACACAUUGGAAUACAUUUUACCGAUCAGCAAAAAUUUCAUUGUAAAGAUUGUGGAGUGUCCUUCGCUUGGAAAUCUACUUUGAACAAACAUAUCGCAAAUAAUCAUACCUCAGAUGGUCCGCAAAAGUUUGUUUGUGAGAUUUGUCCGAAAGUCUAUAGCACCUUAUCACAAGUAAACGAGCAUGUAAAAAGGGAUCAUUUAAAGCAGCGGAAUCAUGUUUGUCUGCACUGCGGCAAGUCUUUCUUUAAAAGAUUCGACCUGAAGACUCACAGUAGAACGCACACGAACGAACGUCCGUAUGAAUGUCGUAUUUGCGGCAAAAGAUUUCAUCAUCAGAGCCAUAUUAUUCGUCAUGAGCGUACGCAUUCAGGCGAGCGACCAUAUGUAUGCGACAUUUGUCAAAGAACUUUUACACAGCCCAGUUCACUAAAAGCACAUAAGCAGAAGCAUCAGCAAAUUCGAAUGGAUUUUUUGGAUUACCAGAUCGAUGAGGACGAUCCUAUUGCAUUAGCAAUACUAUGAGACAUGGAUCUAUGAAAUAAAUAUAAAAGACGGUAUGUUUUGUUUGGAAUGGAAAGAAGAUAGUGGAUAUAUACGGGAUGAUCCAAAACAAUCCAGAAAAACAACCUAUCCUUGAAAAGACGUAUUCCUGACUUAAUUGUAAGAUUUUUUCUUUACAAAUUUUAUCCGAAAAUUUCAUCCGAAGUUUAGUUUUGAAAUUAUAAGAAGAAAUAUUUAGCGUAUCAUGGGCGUAGAGAAAACGAAGCAGGAACAGCACAUCUCACAAUUGAACAUAAGUGCUUACACGGGGGAUGUUGACUGAUUG